Messenger RNA from Xenopus laevis (African clawed frog), 729 nucleotides. RefSeq names its product Rho GDP dissociation inhibitor (GDI) gamma S homeolog (gene arhgdig.S). Gene Ontology annotation, biological process: Rho protein signal transduction. The record is from RefSeq and is marked provisional. Gene Ontology annotation, molecular function: Rho GDP-dissociation inhibitor activity. Lineage: Eukaryota; Metazoa; Chordata; Amphibia; Anura; Pipidae. Gene Ontology annotation, cellular component: cytoplasm; membrane; cytosol.
GCGAGGCGAGCCAGUUAGUGUGCCGCGCAGUACUGCGGGAAGUGUGACUGUUCCGGGGGGAUACCGUCUGAGCACUAAGACAUCAUGGCCGACAAGGAUGGCAUCAAGCAUGGCGAGGAGGAGGUGGAAGAAGAAGUCGAACUGAACUACAAGGCCCCGGAGAUGAAAUCUCUGCAGGAAAUCCAAGAGUUGGAUAAGGAUGACGAGAGCUUAACCAAAUACAAGCAGGCGCUGCUGGGCCAACUACCUGCCCAAGUGGAUCCUAACCUCCCCAAUGUUCAGGUAACAAGGCUGACCCUCAUCUGUGACGAGGCCCCUGAACCAAUCACAAUGGACCUUUCAGGGGAUAUCAGCCAUUUAAAGGAAAAGCUCUUUAUAUUAAAGGAAGGUGUGAGCUACAGGGUUAAAAUAUGUUAUAAAGUGAACAAGGAGAUUGUUUCUGGCCUAAGAUACGUCCAUGCCACAUACAGGAAAGGAGUUAAAGUUGACAGUGAGAACCACAUGGUUGGGAGCUACGGGCCCCGAAUUGAAGACUACGAAUUCCUGACCCCCUUGGAGGAGGCACCCAAAGGCCUGAUAGCCCGGGGCACCUACGUCAUCAAAUCCAAAUUCACGGACGAUGACAAAAGUGACCAUUUGUCGUGGGAGUGGAAAUUGGCCAUAAAGAAAGAGUGGAAAGACUAGGGAGGUGCCCCCAUAUAAUUGCCCCUUUCUCUAAUUGUGCUGUUA